Molecule: messenger RNA, 2895 nt
Organism: Magnolia sinica
Lineage: Eukaryota; Viridiplantae; Streptophyta; Magnoliopsida; Magnoliales; Magnoliaceae
Product: peroxisome biogenesis protein 5
Exons: 14
Coding region: 152-2422 (756 amino acids)
Biological process (GO): protein import into peroxisome matrix, docking
Cellular component (GO): peroxisomal membrane; cytosol
Molecular function (GO): protein binding
Source: RefSeq, a predicted model, not a curated record
AAUCUCUCUCUCUCUGCAAUCGUCACUGCUCAUCAGCAGUACCUCGAAAAAAGCAGAAGAUCCCAAGAAAAGAAACAGAAAGGAUUAAAAAAAGGAAAAAAGAAAAAAUCCAACCGUCGAUCGAGAGAGAGAGAGAGAGAGAGAGAGAGAAAUGGCGAUGCGAGACCUCGUGACUGGAGGAGCUGCUUGUGCCGUACCAGGCGCUCCAUCUUCUUCUUCAAAUCCCCUUGGCACCCUCGCAAACGCCCUAAUCGGCUCCUCUACCAAGACCCAGGAAAGAUUGAAUGAACUUCCUGGAACGACGCUUACGGGUCCUGAUGGUUCUCAUGACUAUAGGACUGAAGGUCCUUUGACAACACUUCCGGGAUCUGAGACCGAGCAUCAACAGUUUCAGCAUCCAAAUGCCCAAAACUCAGAAUUCCUCCACAGCUUCAGACUUCAUGAAGGUCUUGCAGAUGCUUGGAAAGAGAUUCAUGGCCCCACAAUCCCUCCCCAUGUUCAUGGCAGUGAGAGUCAAGUACAGUUUGCUGAGUUUGAGCAGCUCUACAACAAUGGUGUUAGGUCUCAACUUCAACCCACUUUGGAUGGGCCACCACAGAGAGUUCUGUCUAGUUUCUUGCAUGCCUUUGUUGGCAGUAGCCAAGGUGGUAUUCCAUUUCGACCAGUGGCGCUUCCAGCUUUGGGAUUGUCUGAAGGUGACAAACAAUGUAUACGUGAUCGUAGCAGCGUCAUGGCACGCCACUUUUUUGCAGAUAAGAGUGAAGAUUUUAUCAAUGCACAGGUAAAUGCAUUGCUGCAUUCCUUGGAUAUUGAUAAUGAUCUUCGGAUGAAAGGGCAUCUACCUGGAAGAUUCCCAGAGUUGGAAGAAUAUUGGACUGAGUCCCAAGGUGCUUCAAGAUCUGUGGCUACUCGUGUUGCAGAUAGAUGGGUUGGUGAAUAUAAUAGCAUGCAGGGAGCACAUGGCAACCCUGAGUCCUGGGCUGACUCAUUUGAACGACAACAUGGUGCUAAUGGUUGGGCAUCUGAAUUUGACCAGGAACAAUCUCAGAUGGCAUCAAUUGGUCAAAUGGGAGGUGCAAAUGUUGCCAACAUUGCAGCAAUGGAACAGACUCGGAUGCUCGCGCAUACGUUAGCUCAGAAUAGUGACCCCAAAUUUCAGAACUCCAAGUUCCUUCAAUUCGUCUCAAAGAUGAGUCGCGGCGAGCUUAUUAUAGAUGAUAAUCAAGUCAAACCAGCAGUUCGCUCUGUUGAUUGGGUUGAUGAAUAUGCCCAGCAGUACAAUGGGCCAAAUUCUUGGGCUGACCAGUUUGCACGUGAAGAGCUUUCAAAUAGAACCGAUGCAUGGGCGAAUGAGUUUGCUAAUGCGCACCAACAUCCUGAAGCCGUUGAUGACCAGUGGGUCAAUGAGUUCUCCAAGUUGAAUGUUCAGGACUGGGCGGAAGAAUUUGGGCAGCAGGUCAAAGAAGGUGCAUUGGGGGAGAGUUCAGCUGAUGAUUGGUUUAACUCAUAUGAUAAGUUCGUAGAUGAGCAAGUAAUGAUUGCGAAGGAACGGGAUACUUCAAGAUCGGUCUAUCUCUUUUCUGAUAUGAACCCUUAUGUUGGUCAUCCGAAUCCAUUGAAAGAAGGCCAGGAACUCUUUCGUAAAGGGCUUCUAAGUGAAGCUGUGCUGGCUUUAGAGGCUGAGGUACUGAAGAAUCCAGACAAUGCUGAAGGUUGGAGGUUGCUUGGAAUAACACAUGCAGAAAAUGAUGAUGAUCAACAGGCUAUUGCAUCAAUGAUGCGGGCACACGAAGCAGACCCAACAAACCUGGAAGUGCUUCUUGCUCUUGGUGUGAGUCACACUAAUGAGUUGGAGCGAUCAGCAGCAUUGAAGUAUCUUUAUAGCUGGCUUCAGCAUCACUCAAAGUAUGGGGCACUUGCACCGCCAGAGCAGCCUGCUUCUCUAUAUCAUGCUGAUGUCGUUACAUUAUUCAAUGAAGCUGCUCAAAUGUCACCUAAUGAUGCUGAUGUGCAUAUAGUACUUGGCGUCCUGUACAACUUAUCUAGAGAAUACGAUAAAGCUAUUCUAUCCUUCCAAACAGCACUGAAGCUCAAGCCACGUGAUUAUUCUCUCUGGAAUAAACUCGGAGCAACACAAGCAAACAGUGUUCAGAGUUCAGAUGCAAUAUUGGCAUAUCAACAGGCGCUAGAUUUGAAACCCAAUUACGUCCGUGCAUGGGCAAAUAUGGGUAUUAGUUUCGCCAACCAGGGUCUAUAUGAAGAAUCAAUUCGGUACUACGUCAGAGCACUCACAAUGAAUCCCAAGGCAGAUAACGCCUGGCAGUAUUUGAGGAUUUCUCUAAGCUGCGCUUCUCGAGCUGACAUGUUCGGAGCUUGUGAGUCAAGGAAUCUUGACGUCCUCCAGAAAGAGUUCCCACUGUGAUACAAAAGGGUUGGAAUUUAGAGUUUUGCAUGCAUUCCUGGAGGCGUUCGGGUAACAUGUGCUUCCCCAUUGCCAAAGGGGUUAUUCUUUUUGUCCGCAUUUUGAUUCAGGCAAGUGGUUUCCUGGGUUCCAUUCAACCUCUUAGCACUGAUUAAUGAAGGCAAAGCAUAAAUCACAAAGUGGGUUUCCGGGGUUCAUGGAGAUGGUGUUUGGAAGGAGAUUGUGUUCCUGACUUCCAACAGCAGGCGUGUGGAAUAGAUUCUUAACUUUCUUCUUCUUCUUCUUUUUUACUAAACCACAGCAAGAAAAUAUUAGUGGGGUGGGGUUUAGGUCAGCUGUUGGAAAGGAAAUGGGACUCUGUUGCAAACAAGUGUCUGAGAUAAGUGUCAUUUGACGGCACAAGAAAAGCAAUUGAAAAAAUUGCUCUGUAUAAAUCUCUCCCCUUCAGAUUAAUAAAAAGAAAAUAUUGUCUC